Anneissia japonica is the source of this 511-nucleotide messenger RNA. RefSeq lists its product as uncharacterized. The record is from RefSeq and is a predicted model, not a curated record. The annotation marks the transcript as partial. The transcript has 3 exons. Gene Ontology annotation, molecular function: protein binding. NCBI's taxonomy places the organism in Eukaryota, Metazoa, Echinodermata, Crinoidea, Comatulida, Comatulidae.
AUGAUUGAAAGAUCAGGAUACUGUUCAGAUAAGUACCAACGGUGCACACGAGAUAAGUCAGAGAACGAAUUUUUCGAAUGCUGCCCACAAAAUCUUCAUCCGGUUACUCCUAUUUACGUGAAGAUAAAUUAUGAAAACAAAUAUAUGCAUGUGAACGGUAUAUUAUACUGGUUGAGAGCUCAGACUAUAGCCAUACCCAAUCCACUCAAGAGUUUCACCUAUCAGCUUCUAGAUGAUACAACGGUUCAGUUUAUGUUUGAGGAUCCUGAAGAUUGGAAUUUUGAUUCAUUCUCCUUAUUGGAUAAACGAAUUUGUCAAAGAUCACCACCUGUUGAAGACGGUGCAAAAUGCAAAACUAAAACGUUUCAGUACCCACCAAAUUCAUGGACAAUAUCUGGACUCAGUUAUGAUACACAAUACAUAUAUACGGCUCAAUGUUACCAUAUUGAAGGCAGAUGGAGUGAAGAAAAAAGUAUCACAUUCAACACUGGAAGGGACAUUCCGGUUUAUG